GCUAUAUAGGUGUGGAUAGACGAGGAAGACAUGGAAGGGACCUUGGCAAGCUCCAUGGCAAAGGGGAUCAUCAAUGCUGCAAUUGUUCUUACCGCUUUAUCCGAUGACUACGUUCAAAGCGAUUACUGCAAGCAAGAAGCCAUCUUGGCCAACAAGAUGAAAAGGAAGAUCGUUCCUUUAAAGAUGGCGGACUACAAACCUGACGGCUGGCUAGACUUGUUGAUUGCUGGGUUGAAGUAUGUCGACUUUUCUUCCACACAGUCCUUUACUGGUCAACUCAAGAAGCUGGAGUCUGAAAUAGAGAAUAGGUUGGAAGAGGUAGCCGCGGAGGGCCCUCCAGUUGAAGAUGAAGCAAACUCAGACGAAACUCAAGACGAAAGGGAGACGUCCGGGAACUCGUCGGAGGCAGAGUCCAUGGAGGAUCACAACAGCGAUCCGAUGAUGACACUCAGAGAACCGAAGGGUAUCCGCAUCAAAGCCCCUCCAGAUGGUUGUAGCCACCACAUCAUGAUCAGCUACUGCUAUAAGCAGCAGAAGAAGGUCGCGAAGAUCAGAGCUCAUCUCAACAAAGUAGGCUACAAGGUGUGGUCAGACGAGAACAUGGAAGGGACCUUGCUAAGCACCAAGGCAAGAGGAAUAAAAAAUGCUGCCAUCGUUCUUAUCGCUUUAUCUGAUGACUACGUUCAAAACUAUGAUUGCAAGAAAGAAGCCAUCCUCGCAAAAGAGAAGAAAAGGAAGAUCAUUCCUAUGAAGAUGGCGGACUACAAACCUGACCCCUGGCUGGCCUUGUUGAUUGCUGGGUUAUCGUCUGUCGACUUUUCUUCCACACAGUCCUUUACUGGUCAACUGAAGAAGCUGAAGUCUAAAAUCGAGAAAGGGUUGGAAAAGCUGCGUGAAGUUGAGAAAAAAGAAAGUAUGUAAGGCUUUGCAAUAAGCCGUCUCGCAGCCCCGAGCACGCCUGUGCACUUAUGAUGUAUUAUGGUGUAGGUCAAAGUACACAGCAUCAUCACUGCUCGGCUUAUCUCUACGCCAUUCUGCAACUGCUGAUAAUCACAGAACCGCAGAAAAAGUAAAAAGUACAUUAUUUUGGCAACUUGACAUUGGAUUUGCAUUAGGUAGUAGUUGCAUUAUAAAUAUGUACAGCAAUAUGUUCUGGUAAGCCAGAGAAUGCUAUUGAGUACCCUGUUAUUAACAUUGCUGAAGUGAACCACAGUGUGUAAAAUGUUUGUUCUGGGCUAUGGCCUCUUUUGAUUUUACCAAUCCCUAUGUCUAGUUAAUGAUACUGGUACUAAUUUGCUCCAUCUCUCCAAUUAUGUAAUAGCAAUUGUAAAUGAUAUCACCAGGAUUUCGUCAAGUCAGUAAUAUGAAUGAAAGUUGUGAAUAAAUUGACAUGAGGGGUCAAAAUAUAUGACACAUCGUUGGUGUUCAAUAAUAAAACAUUGCAGGAUUGUCCACAAAUAUUCAUUGUAUAUUAUGAAUAUGUGAUA
Branchiostoma floridae (Florida lancelet) is the source of this 1487-nucleotide messenger RNA. RefSeq lists its product as uncharacterized. Gene Ontology annotation, biological process: signal transduction. The transcript is spliced from 5 exons. NCBI's taxonomy places the organism in Eukaryota, Metazoa, Chordata, Leptocardii, Amphioxiformes, Branchiostomatidae. The record is from RefSeq and is a predicted model, not a curated record. Bases 31 to 921 code for a protein of 296 amino acids.